UCUCUUCUUGAAACUGUAAGAGGCUACACUUUUUUCCUCCUCGCCACGAAAUGGGCGCCUGCGCGUUCGCUCCCUCCUGAAAAGGGUCUUCCGCCCUCAGCCUUAACUGCUCUUUCCCUUUUCCAACCGCCGCCAUUUUAUUCCUCUCGCGGAACGUGCCGUGAAAAGCCAAAAAGGGUCGCUGCCAUUCGCUGAAAAAAUGGCAUGGCCCAGCUCGGGAAGAAGAGGCCUUUUCCCGCUUAGAAAUCCCACAACUGUCACAGGCCGACAAAAGCGGCCUAUUCAUCUCGGGUGGAAGCGCUGAGGUAAGGAAGCACCCCACCCAUGGAGCCCCUGAGGGAAGGAGAGCAGGCGGCCUCUCGCCUUAAUGCUUGCCCGCCCUCGUUGCCGGCCCCUCAGCCCGACGCCCCGUUUUCACUGCUGCGGCUGUUGUCACAGCUGCUGCAGCGCCUCCUGCCCGGUCCUAUCAGUCCCCUCUUCUGGCUGCCUUCCGAGGUCCACGCCACCGCGCCGGAGACUUCGGUGCCAGUGUGGGAGACGCCCGGCCUGCCUCCGAUUUUGGCCGUUCAGCAUCAGCUGCGCGUGGUCUCUACCUCCUACGUGCUGGGGGGCACCGACAAGAACAACUCCGUGGCCGGACCUCUGCGAGCUAAGUUUCCCGAGAUCUUGCAGCCGUCCCCGUGGCAGCCGCAUAAAGCCGUUCUCGACGAGCCAGACACCGAUUGCGGCUACCACAGCUUGGAAGUCGAGGAGCAGCUGCGGGAGGCCUGGGCCCCAAAGGAGCGUGGUGGGGAAGCCCAAGAAGAGCGGGAUCCCGCGAAGGCUUCUCAGUCUCUGGAUAGAGACGGCGUUGAGCGGAAAGCGGCUGUGGAAGUUAGCUCCGAGGUAGAACCCGACCUGCCGGUGGUGGCCAGACCGGCCUGUCCUAACAAGUUGAUCGAUUACAUUCUGGGGGGCGCCUGCAGCGGGGAUGAGAGCGAGGAGGAGGACAACGAUGAAGACGAGGAGGGGGAGGAUUGGUAUGAGGAAGAGGAGAAGGAAGACGACGACGAUGAUGGCUUUGACAGUGAAGGAUCCCUUUCAGAGUCGGAAAUAAGCCAAGAUGGAGAAAGCAAUGAUCUGUGGAACUCUUUCUGUAGCCCCGAUCCAUACGACCCGUGGAAUUUCACCGCAGCUAUGCAGACUGCUGAGAAUGUGGGAGAGGAAGGGUCUACAGGAGAGUCAAAUGAAGGCGAGGUGGUAGAGGAAUCUUCCUCAUGGAGUGAAAGUUCUUGUGAGGAAGAUGAAUGGGAGUCUGGUAGCCUAGAUGAAUCUGAAAAUUUGAAAUUGUGGAAUUCUUUCAUUAAUUUGGACGAUCCUUAUAACCCUUUCCAUUUUAAGGCACAAUUUCAGACUGCAGGAAAGAAAGGGAAAAGUGACUUGAAAGGAUCGAAGGGUUUAAGCCUUAGCCCCUCUCAACGUAGUAUCUUGCUUAGCUGUCAGCUUCACCUGUUUGAUAAUGGAGGCACUGAAAAUUCGAGGUAUGGCAUCCUCUCUAGGGAAAAGUGUAAGAAGAAGAAAAAGGUGACUUUUCUUGAAGAAGUUACUGAGUAUUAUGUAAGCAUUGAGGAAGAUCGCAAGGGACCUUGGGAAGAGCUUGCACGUGAUGGAUGCCGAUUCCAUAAACGAAUUCAAGAGACUGAAGAUGCUAUUGGAUAUUGCUUAACAGUAGAACACAGGCAGCGAAUCCGUAAUAGAUUCCAGGAAAUGUGUUUUGAAAGAUCUGAUAUUUUUUAAACCCUUGUUCAUUAUCCAGGGUAAUAUUUUUAAUGAUAUUUAUCAGCAUCUUUCAAGAAAGCUGCCUCUAAUAGUAUAAAACUCAGAAUUGGAGUAAUUGUAAAACUCUUUCUCAAUUCUUUGCCAACAAAUAUGGUAUAAAAGCUGGAUGCAGUGUUGAAACAAGUCUUUUGAACAUCCAGUGUGUGCAUAAGUGGUCCUUUCUAAUGAUAGUUUAUUUUUGCAAAAGCCAAUCCAGACAUGCCUCCUUGUGCAUUUGUGUGUGUGUUCUGUCUCGUUCACAUAUAUGUAAAGAAAGAAAUGUGUCAAAUUUUGCACUUUUGAAAAGGGAAUAUUUUCAAGUAUAUUUAUUGCGUUUGGAACCUAACAAUGCAGUUCUGAUUUAAAGUUUGUAAAUUGCACCCUGUACUUGUAUAUACCAGAAAAUUGUAAUAAUCUUAUAUUUCCUAUAAUUGAAAUGAGUUUAUACAACAAUACUGUCUGCUCCUCAUUGGUUUUUUUCUUACAUAUUUUAUUUUAACAAAACUCUUCUGCAUAAAAGUAUCUCUUACACUUUUAGAGAUUAUUAUUUGGUUGGAAUACAAUGCUGUAUAUUUACAAUAAAAUUGCAAACAGUAUUGGACUGCUAAUGAUAGGAACCACCAAUUAAGGUAGUUAAUAACACAUUCUUCCUCAUUUUUAGCAUUAUACCAGUCUAAUGGAUACAGCCGCUGUGGAGAGAUCACCAAAAUUCUGCAGCAGUUUGCUUUAUUAUUUCAGAAGAAAUCUCCUCUCAGUAAACAUUAUAGUAAAGAAAAUACAAAAUACACUGAUUUGAUUGCAGUCUCCUCUAGAAAUUUCAAAUUUACAGGAAAAAAUAACAUUCUAUAUUUGUAAUGCUGAUUGGUUACAAAGCUUACCAAAAUAAUCAGUAUAUUCUUACAGCAAUUUAAUCAUUUCUAAGGAUAGUUCUAGAAAUAUUUUAAUGCAGUAAUUAUUCUUAAUCAUUAAUGUUAUUUAGUCAGAAUACAUGUUUGAAUUAUUGUAUGCUUUUCAAAUAGCUGCUAUAAAUCCAGUAUUCAGAAUUAUUGGGAUAAAUACAUUGGUUUAAGUUAUUCAUUAGUUUUAGGUAUACUUUUCUAGAAGGAAGGAAGGCAUACCAGUAAUAUCCAUUGCUGCAAUAUGUAUUUAACACAAAUAAUAAGAAAUCACUUUACUUUUUUCUAUCUUAUGUUUUACUGACCUCAUGUUUAUAUAAUUGUUUGUUAUAAUGACAAGCACUCUGUGGUUUAGUCCAGGUAAAUUCUAAUAAAAUAAAUAGUCCUUAAAAAAACAUUUUUGAUAUCACACAAAAGUAUGUUUUGAUAUGUAAUAAUCUUGAUGAUUUAUAUAUAGAAUACUUGAUGUAUAUCUGAAAAAGAUCCCCGUGAAGCGCUGCUAUAAAAUUUCAUUGUACUGAGGCAUUUCCAAUUUAGUUGCACAUUUGUGUAUUUGGAACUUAGUUUCUGUAUAACAUGCAUCAGAUAAAGCCACAGAGGAUAGAACCUUUUUCUAUCUUGAUACUGUUUUAAGUAUUGUCUUUUUUUGGUCAGUUAUUGACUACUGGAAGGAAUGAUGAUACUGUUUCUCAGUCUGAAGCCAUUUAAAAUGAGUGCAGAUUCCUGAAAUAAAAUCAUGGCUUUUU
Pantherophis guttatus is the source of this 3439-nucleotide messenger RNA. It is a transcript of the gene PPP1R15B, whose product is annotated as protein phosphatase 1 regulatory subunit 15B. Gene Ontology annotation, cellular component: endoplasmic reticulum; protein phosphatase type 1 complex. Gene Ontology annotation, molecular function: protein phosphatase regulator activity. Gene Ontology annotation, biological process: response to endoplasmic reticulum stress. The record is from RefSeq and is a predicted model, not a curated record. NCBI's taxonomy places the organism in Eukaryota, Metazoa, Chordata, Lepidosauria, Squamata, Colubridae.